AACCGAGAGAUCGAAAAAAAUGGCCAUGGUCCCGACAUGCUCCGUUUUGAUGUUUCGUCACGCUGCGCUCUUCAUGUUCCUCGUCGUUCUUCCGAGCACUUCUAUCGCGGAUAACACGGGCACGACGAAACCGCCCCCGUGCUCAAGUGAGAUAUACUGCCACGGCGAUCUGCUGCACACGGUACAAAUGGCCGGCAUAUACAAAGACUCCAAGUACUUCGUUGAUAUGAAGAUGAAGCGGUCGGCAAACGAGACGCUGGCGUCGUUCUGGGCCUUCAUGAAAAGCGUGAACAACGCGCCGAACAAGCACCAGGUGGAGAAGUUCGUCAACGACACGUUCGAGCAGCCGGGCUACGAGUUCGAGGACUGGGACCCGGCCGACUGGACGGCCACUCCCAAGUUCCUGCAGAACAUCGAGGACGACGAACUGCGGAAGUUCGGCUCCGAUCUCAAUCAGAUCUGGAAGCUGCUGGGCAGAAAGAUGCGGGACGACGUGCGGAUCAACGAGCAGCUCUACUCGAUCAUCUACGUACCGCAUCCGGUGAUCGUGCCCGGCGGACGAUUCCGUGAGUUUUACUAUUGGGACUCGUACUGGAUCAUCAAAGGCCUGUUGUUGUCCGAGAUGCACAACACCGUCAAGGGCAUGCUGAACAAUUUCGUUAAGAUAGUGGAUAAGAUCGGUUUCAUACCAAACGGCGGUAGAAUCUACUAUGCGAUGCGCUCGCAUCCGCCACUGUUAAUACCUAUGGUAGACGAAUAUCUGAAGAUCACCCACGACGACGCCUGGCUGAAGGAGAACCUCUGGUUGCUGGAGAAGGAGUUCAACUUCUGGAUGACCAAUCGUACCGUGGAUAUUGAGAAAGACGGGAUCAAUUAUACGCUCGCUAGGUAUUACGAAGAGUCAUCAGGUCCCCGACCGGAAUCCUACAAGGAGGACUAUCUGACGAGCCAAAGUUUUCGAACCGCCGAAGAGAAGGACAAUUAUUAUUCAGAAUUGAAAACAGCGGCCGAGUCCGGAUGGGAUUUUUCCAGUCGAUGGUUCGUACACGAGGGUACCAACAAGGGUAAUCUAACAAAUCUCAAGACUAGGUCUAUAAUUCCGGUUGAUCUGAAUACCUUUUUAUAUCGAAACGCCAUACUGCUGGCGCAGUUCAAUCGUCAGAUGGGAAAUGAGACAAAAGCCGCAUAUUACGAUGACUUGGCUGAGAAGUGGAAAGAGGCGAUCAAGAUGGUGUUGUGGCAUGAGGAGGUGGGUGUCUGGUUGGACUACGAUAUAUUGAACGACAUCAAGCGAGACUACUUCUAUCCGACUAACAUUUUGCCACUCUGGACGGACUGCUAUGAUACUUCUAAGAGAACUGAAUACGUGUCAAAGGUGCUUAAGUACCUCGAAAAGAAUCAGAUCAUGUUAAAUCAAGGCGGCAUACCGACGACAUUAGAACAUUCCGGUGAACAAUGGGACUAUCCCAAUGCCUGGCCGCCUCUCCAGUAUUUCUUCAUCAUGUCGUUGAAUAACUCGGGCGACCAAUGGGCGCAGAGACUAGCCUACGAGAUUAGUCAGAGAUGGGUCCGUAGCAACUAUAAAGCUUUCAACGAGACUCACAGCAUGUACGAAAAGUACGAUGCGACCGUUUCGGGUGGCCACGGUAGUGGAGGUGAGUACGAAGUACAACUUGGUUUCGGCUGGUCAAACGGACUCGUUAUGACAUUGCUAGAUAAGUAUGGUGACAGGUUGACCGCGGAGGAUUACUUUUCGGCAGACGCCGUGGUUGAGAACGCGGCGUCACCGCCAGUCAUUUCAACAGCUGGUCAAAUGCUGACUGGACUUUUAGCUAUCAUUAUAUCAUUAGCAGCAGGAUUUAUAGGGUGAGACAUCCAUGUGACCUAAAUCAGCUAGCAUAAAAUUCGCGAAAAGAUACAUUAGAAAGAUCGAUACGUAUCGAUCGAUGAUAGUAGAUAUUUCCAGUCUUGAAGAAACGAAAAUUGAUCUAAGUAAUAUUGCCGCUCUUCUUCCUCGCUCGUUUGAUUUGUAUAAUUUAAGAAUUGAACGAUCGAUGAAGAGAGCGUAAAACGGGUAUAAAAGGACCAAAUAGAAGCAAGUGCAGGCACUGUUCUUUUUAUAUUAUUGUAAGACACUCCAAAGUGUGUGAGAGGGCCUCGAAAACAGCGUCAUUUUUAUUCUUUUGCCACACAUGCUUCCAAAGAAUAUUUUAUAAGCUACAGGAUAUAUUAUAUAUUAUUAGAUAAUAUUUGCAUUUAAGUAACAUUUUAGAAGGGACAUGCGUCUUUGUUGCCUUACUUGCGAUAUGUCAUUGAUAUCGUACUUAUUGUUAAUUGUUUAAAUUUAUUAUGAUAUUAUCAUACGAUAUUAUCUACCGUUCCGCACUUUACAUUCCUCGUGAUUUAUAAUUAUUUUACUGAAAAAAUAUCUGUAGUAAGUAAUAUUUCUGAAAUUGUCUCUAAGAGUAUAUCGCCAGUAUGCCUAAACAUAUUUGCAAACAUGUGCCUUCUUAGCUAUGGAAUUAUGUCGUUAUAUUAUUUAUAGGAAUGUCGUGGCCCUUUUCACUGACGGCUAACGUAGACAGGAUCUAUUAUCACUAGACAAUCGUCUAUUACUUAAUCGCUCCAUCAGACGUGCGCUGUUAUGAGGUAUAUUCUGUGAUCAUUUAACGAACUACUUCGCUGGUCGAACUAUGUUCUAUUGUCCUUCCAUUGCAGGAAUUUAUUCUUUAUCUUUAGAUCUAAAACUUUGAAAAUACCGCAGGCGAUAUCUCGAAUUUAGUCCCUACAACAUAUACUAUAUAUAAACCGAUGUAUAUUAUAUUUUAUUUUGAGAUUAGCCAUUGAUACACUACUGUAUUAGUAUUAUUAGGAUAGAUAAAUUAUUAUCGCGCAUAUCUAUGUAACAAACGAAAAUAUCAACGUCUCCAAGAUUUUCCGGACCGAUUCCUCAGAGUAAGGUUCCUCGACAGGAAAAAAGAAAAGUAUAAAGGUGAGAAAAUGAGAAAAUUAAGGGAACAGUUUGGCAAGACUAGUUACAAAAUAAAAGAUACAACGGGAAAGAUUCCACUCUCUCUCUUUUCUGAGAGAUGAAUGGACUCAUCUAGUCAGUUAUGCGUACGGCGCCUAGCCAUCUUAUUUUUAUGAGUCGCAAUAACGACGUCGUGAAGGCUGGGCGUCGCCAAAAUUACUCCUCUAAUCUUCGUCGUUACUCGAAGAGUGCCUUAUAUAUAACUUGAAUCUAAAACGGGCGGAUAACACGAAGUAUUAAACGAGUUGAGGAAAGCGCGAGAUGAUGGACAAUGAACGAACGACCGUUGACGGUUGACAGUCCAUAAUGAUGACAGAUAGUUUGCUUUCAAUUCGCGAAUUGCCGCCUGUAUAUUUUAUAAUCCUCUCUUGCUCAUUCGUGACAAUCAUUCCCCUUGUAGUAAUUUUGUGAGCUCAACAUAUACGCAAUAUACUUAUAAAUAUUGGAGCAAAAUAUUAGAGUUAUGAUCUCGAAAAUUACUAUGUCUGCAUUCGUCGAAUCUAUUGAAUAGAUCAUUCUAAAGAAAAAUAAAGAAUAUAGAGAGAAAAUUUGAAAAACAUAUUUAAAAAAAGAAGUUUAUCAUAUAACUGCUUAAGAUAGUUUAUUUGUAAAAUAUGGAGAUCUCUAAUACAAUUACGUAUACAUUUAAAUAUUAGCACAACUUGGCUAUUUAUUGUGAAAUUAUUAAUUAGCGCGCAAACAGCAUUAAUGAAUUAUCCGCCGAUUAUUUUACAUUUUUAUUCUAGAAGAAAUACCGCCACUUUUUAGAACUUUAUUAUAGCCAAGCCACAUUUAAAUUUAAUAACGCAUGAGUGAGUGUGUACAGAACUCGCGUUUGUCUUGCCCCGAAUAAUAUUGCACGGUUUUACAGUCGUAAUUAUAUAACAAUACUCGAGGUAAUUGUUUUUAUUAAUCGGAUACCAUUUUUCCUUUUUCCACAGCUGUUUGUGCGAAGUAAUGUGUUAUGCAUGCUCCCUGCAUCCAAGUCCAGCUCCCUGUACAAUAACUUUAAUAAAAUAAAUAAAUCGAAUAUCUAUAUAAACCCAUCCUGCGAUGUACCGAGUAUUGCAUGCAGCCGUUUACAUUAUUCUGUAACAUAUCCGUAAAGUAUAAUUACUUAAAAAAAGAAACAUUCCAGAUAUAUAUAUACAUUCGUCGAAACUAGAUCGGAUAAAUACGCUCCUUCGUUCUGUUUGGUAAGUCUGCGCCUAAUAUGCAACCAGAUUUGUCAAGGAUCAGUUAUGAAGAAAUUAUAUUUACGAGGUGAAUUCGUUAAACCAGUAUUU
This is a messenger RNA of Mycetomoellerius zeteki, 4317 nucleotides long. RefSeq names its product trehalase. Gene Ontology annotation, biological process: trehalose catabolic process. Gene Ontology annotation, molecular function: alpha,alpha-trehalase activity. The record is from RefSeq and is a predicted model, not a curated record. Bases 20 to 1870 code for a protein of 616 amino acids. The transcript has 6 exons. Lineage: Eukaryota; Metazoa; Arthropoda; Insecta; Hymenoptera; Formicidae.